Lytechinus pictus (painted urchin) is the source of this 7758-nucleotide messenger RNA. RefSeq names its product zinc finger protein 521-like. The transcript is spliced from 4 exons. Gene Ontology annotation, molecular function: chromatin insulator sequence binding. Gene Ontology annotation, biological process: regulation of transcription by RNA polymerase II. NCBI's taxonomy places the organism in Eukaryota, Metazoa, Echinodermata, Echinoidea, Temnopleuroida, Toxopneustidae. The record is from RefSeq and is a predicted model, not a curated record. Bases 165 to 4685 code for a protein of 1506 amino acids. Gene Ontology annotation, cellular component: chromosome.
UGAGUGAAGAUGAGAAACAACCAUCUCUGGCGGAUGAUGGAACAGGAUGCGAUCCGGAGAAUGGUGGAGGAGAUGUUGCCUUAGAAAAGAUCGCGGCUUUUGAUGAAGCCACCCCUGGGGAACUCACCAACGACCCUGCCAAUGAAUCACCGACAGGCAACGAUAUGAUGGCGGGAGAGAAUACUGAUGUCGCCAUGGAGAUGGAUGCUGCAUCCGAAAAGGCUGGUGACACGGCAGAGGAAGAGGAUGAAGAUGACGAUGAUGGAGAUGACGGGGAAGACGAGAAUGAUGAUGACGAGGAAGAAGAGAUAUACAAGUGCGAUGUCUGCAGUGAGACCUUCAACAGUAUUACGGACUUUAUGGAUCAUAGAAAUAAAGACUGCCAGUCAGAUGACAGUUUGAUUGCGGGUGACGUUGAGGGAGAAGCCCAAUAUCGACUUGAACACAAGGGACUUGUCUCUGCAGUUGAUAAGUCCUUACCGUAUCCCUGCCAGUACUGCGAUAAGUCCUUCUCAAGACUUCGCUUCUUGAAAAUUCAUGAGCAGAGCCACAGAGAUAAGCUUAAAUUUGAAUGCACUUACUGCGCUCGCCUCUUCAAACAUAAGAGGAGUUUGGAUCGGCAUGUGAAGCUACACACUGGCUUCAAGAAGUACCACUGUCCAUACUGUGACGGAGCAUAUGCCCGCAGCGAUCAUCUCAAGACUCAUAUCCAAACUCAUAUUAAAGGCAGUGUGAAGAAACAAGGACCCGCUAGCCUGCACCUUUGUCCAACUUGCAACCGUGGCUUUCUAACUAGUCGAGCUCUGGUGCUCCACCAGAACACAUGCAGUAAGUCUAGCCCUGAAGAAGAUCUAGCUUUCAAGUGUGAUCAGUGCUCUGUUUAUUUCUUAUCAGCAGAGCAACUAGAUGAGCACAUGGCCCAACAUGCAAGCAGCAGUGGUGUGGCAGUAGAGUAUCCUGAUGGGGAGGUUAAAUCCAAUCGACCCAAUAAGCUGGAUGUCCAGGACAAUAGCAAUCACAGCAUCAUAAUGGAGCCUUCCAGCUCAUCCCAACCAAAUAGUCAGAGUGGAACACCAGAUAUAUCCUUGAAUUGUCCUCACUGCUCAUGGACAAAUUUCCCAAAUGCAGAAUCCCUGAGCAUACACAUCCAGCAGAUACACAUAAAAUCUCCUUCAACACCACAGAGCUAUGUCUGCCACUAUUGUGGGAAGGAGUAUCCAAGUCUGUUUAACCUGAAAGAGCACAUUUCAGCCCUUCAUGAGAAUGAAGUGAAAAACCUACAAAGUGGGGACGAAGCUUGCAAUUUCAUCUGUGGAUACUGCACAAUGAAGUUCAGCUCUAUGACUGAGCUACAUGAACAUGUUAAAGGUGUGCAUUCUAUGACUGGACUUAUUUCUUACCGGGAAGAUGGCAAACUUGUCUGCCCAUACUGUAAUGCAGCCUUCCCAAGUGAGGUAGCUCUCAUGGAUCAUUUCAGGAAUGUCCAUAAUUCUUUUGACAAUGCCAAGGAUUGUUCCAAGCUUCAGUGCCCUCACUGCACCAAAACAUACCCCAACGAACGGUACCUCCAAGAACAUAUGAAGAGAAGUCACUGUAAACCUUUAGACAAAAUGAAGUACCCUUGCCCAUAUUGCAUCAAGCAAAACCUCUUUGACUCCAUUGAGCAGCUGCAACUUCACAUUGAAGUUUUUCACAAGAGCUCCCACACUCCUGUUUACUUAAAUUCCGAAUCUACUUGUAGCUCAAGUUCUGGUAGUAUCCUUAAAGAUCAGCUAAGUGGGAAUCACUCCAGUAGCAAAUCUAAUGCUGACAAACUGUCCCCACCUCCUAUUUCGAUUCCCACAUUCAAAGUUACUAAGGACGUAAAAAAGGAAACAAAAGUGGUGAAGAAAGAGCCAGCCACCAGCCCCUUACCAACCCCUGUUUCCAUUUCAGUAUCGCCACCAGAGGAUCAAGAACACCAAUCACAAACCGGUGAAGAUUCUACAAAUGAGGAGACUAAGGCAUCUUGUCCCACCUGCCACAAUGAAUUUUCCAACAAAGAACAACUGCUUGUACAUGUCUUAACCCAUUUCAAGAGUGUGUCCAAGGAGUAUGUGUGUAAAGAUUGUGGAAAAUCUUUUAAAAAGCCAGAUGAACUCCAGAAACAUCUGUUUGAAAUCCACGCUCACCAUCUUUUCAAAUGUUCCCUCUGCAAAGAGGUCUUUGACUCUAAGGUUUCUAUUCAGGUGCACUUUGCUGUGAAACACAGUAAUGAAUACAAGAUCUUUAGCUGCACUAAAUGUGGAGUAGUGUACAAUGCUGAAGCAGAACUGUUGAAUCAUGUAAAAUCAGAACAUCUCAAAAUGGUACAACCCUUCAAAUGUAUAUUCUGCAGUCAAAACUUUGCAUCCGAUGUAGAGUUCCAGUGCCAUCUCACUACACAUUCGAAUCAGUUUCGUUGCCCAUUCUGUAAUGCUCCUUACCAAUCCCAGGAGGCUCUUGAUAUCCACUUGCAGGCAGCACAUGACCAUGUCGGUGGGAGCAGUACUCUUUCAAAACCUGGUGAGCCAACUGAGACUCCUGAGGAGAUUCACGGAAGGACUUCUGUUGAUAGUGCGAAAAGGGGCUCAGUGACGUCAGAAAGCAGUAUGAAAAGUCCAAAGCCCAAAGAAGACAGUGCUUCUGAUGAAGUGGCCGGAUGUUUUACCUGUCAGAUCUGUGAUAUCAUGUUUCCUCUAAAAUCCCUUUUGGAGAAGCAUCGGGAAACAGAGCACAACAUCAAGGCCAGGAGUGCUACUAUCAAAAUGGAAAUGACCCAGUCCAUCAAUAUUGCAGACCAUAUCAAAGGAAAGUUUUCAUGUCAGAUUUGUCCAGAGAAGUUCAAAUCAAAGUUUGAAAUGAUGAAGCAUUUGAAUAAUCACAGUAUGCAGGAAAAACAAACCUUAGCCCAAAUCGCUCGAUCAUCCAAAUCACCAGCAGUGUCACCCCGUUCUGAUAGUCCUCAGCAACCUUGUGUUUGUCAGGUCUGCCACCAGUCAUUGCGCUCUGAAGCGGAAUUCCUUGAUCACACCCAGAGACACAAUAUAGAUUUGUCUUUAGGUUCAGAGAGAAUCCGCUGCUUGGUUUGUCUUCAGCAGUUGACGUCUUUGGUAGAACUACAACUGCAUGCUCGCCAUCAUACUCAGAUUGUAUCAUCAUUGUCUGGUCAAGAGCUCUAUCCUUGCUAUUUAUGCGGGAAGGCAUUUGCAAGCAGAGCCGAUGUGGUACCAAAGCUUGACAGUGAUGGGCGGCCGUGUUUCAGCUGCAUGCGCUGUGUCAAAACAACCCUUGAAGCUCAGUUUCAUGGUGUCACAAAGCCAACCUCAGUCAAUCAGCUUGGGGGACAGUUUUCAAAUGCCAAAGGAGAAAUAGUCCCUGAUUCUAUUGUAGCCGUGCAUAGGUGUACUGUUUGCAGGGUCAAGUUUGAAACACAAGAAGAGUUAGUCAUUCACAUGCAGGUUCAUAGCCAGGCAACAUCCAACAGAGAGGCUAAUGCAAAUGCUGUCGGUAGCUCUACAGGGAAAACCUACCAGUGCAUUAAAUGUCAAAAGACUUUUGCCACAGAGGCAGAGAUCCAACUACAUGUAACAUCACAUGUCCUUGCAGAAGGUGUCCUACACGAAUGUAAGCUCUGCCGCCAAGUCUUUGAUUCCCCUGCUAAACUCCAAUGUCACCUCAUAGAACAUUCCUAUCCCGACAAAGAGUACCGCUGUCCAAUCUGCAGAGCUUUGUUCAGUUGUGCCAAUGACAUUCAAGCUCAUGCUAUUGAGCAUGGAAUGGACAGUAGACACCACAAGUGCAUGAACUGCAACCAGUCUUUCUUCUUUCCCGCUGAACUAAUGAACCAUGCUAAAUCUCACCCACAGUGCCAUCAAGAGAGCAAAUUCAAUUGUGGAGAAUGCAAGCAGAGUUUUGCAUCACUCUUCAGCCUCAGCAACCAUAUGAAGCUUCACCUCAACAAGCCUACAGUGAAGUGUUCAGUGUGCCCUGAAGUUUUUCAGUCUGUCCUGGAAAUGCAGCACCAUUACUUCCGCGUCCACUCUGAGUCGGAUGUGGUUGGGAAGUCAAAGACGUAUGACUGCACUAAAUGUGGGAAGAGCUUUCCCUGUCUUAGCAAUCUCCAGGGCCACAUGCGCAUCCACCAUGAUGGGAAGAAGUAUACUUGCGGUGAGUGCAACAAGGUCUUUGCGCUGGCCCGGAACCUCACCAUACACAUGCGAUCACAUAGCGGUGAGAAACCUUAUCAAUGUCCUAUCUGCGACAAGAGAUUUGCCCGCAAGGAGAACCGGAAAGUCCACAUGCAGUCACAUAGUGGCGUACGUCCGUUCAUGUGUCCUCACUGUGGCAAGAUGUUCUCUAGGAAAUUCCAUGUGCAGGUGCACAUGAGGACCCACUCCAAAUCCCGCAUGUCUUCUACCCACCAAUGCGAGAUCUGCAAGGAUAAUUUUACCCUGGCCAAGAACCUUCGCCGUCACCUCAAGAAGGUGCACAAGAUCCAGAGCAGUCUGCUGCCAACCAUUGUCCCGGACAAUCUAGAUGAUGAAGAAGAGGAAGCAUUAAUGGAUGAGGGUAUGGGUGAAGGAGAGUCUGGUAUGGUGGAACAGGAAGUCAGUAGUAGUCAAGAUGUUGCCAUGGUAUCGGUAGAACAUAGGCAAUCUGAAUAGUGUGAUUUUAGUAGAAUUAGUUAUAGGCACAAGGCAUAGCUUCUGUUGAUUCUAAAUGAUACAUGAUGAUGAAGUUUACAUAUAUGUAAAUAUGUACAUGUACAAGUUUUGUAAAAUCAUUAUUUUUGGAAUGUUUGAUAAUCAUACAUGUACAUACUAUUGCAAUCUGGACUGGUUUUCGUCUCGUCUGCAUAGCAGAGCGAGACUAUAUAGGCGCCGCUCUUCCGACGGCGGCGGCGCCGUCAACAUUGAAAUCUUAUCAGGUUUUUAAAAUGUCAUGAGGAAGUUAGGGGGUAUAUAGACCCAGUUCAUGAAACUUGGACAUAAGGGUAAUCAAGUAUUACUGAACAUCCUGCCUGAGUUUCAGGUCACUUGACCAAGUUCAAAGGUAAUUUAGGGUCAAUGAACUUUGACCAUGUUGGGGGAAUCAAAAUCUUAACUCGGGUAAAGUUUUUGAAAUGUCGUCAUAACUUUGAAAGUUUAUUGAUCUAGUUCAUGAAACUUAGACAUAAGGGUAGACAUAAGGGCGGGCAUAAGGGUACCGGUGUAUCAAUGAACUUCCUGCCUAGCCUGAAUUACAGGCCAUAUGACCAAGCUCAAUUGUCAUUUAGGGUCAACGAACUUUGGCCAUGUUUGGAAUUUGCAGAAUUGCCAUCAUAACUUUGAACGUUUGUAGAUCUAAUUCAUGAAACUUAGACAUAAGAGUAAUCAAGUAUUUUAUUAUUGUAUGGUAUAGUUUUUUUCGAAGUCAGCACUGCUGCUAUAUUGAAUCGCGUAAUGCAGGUGAGACUGCCAGAGGCGUUCCACUUAUUUUGGUUUUUUUUUUCAUUAGAUAAUACUUUCAGGGUGAGCAGUGAAAAAUAGCCCCUGAUCAUUAGUCUCAUAUUUUCACCUUUUGUUUCGACCACUGAUUAUUUACGAAUGAGAAUAUGAUUUUGAUGUAUAUCAAACCCGCUCUUGAUGUUGAUAGAUUAAUAAAUUAGAGUAAAUGCCUCUUCUUUUCCCUAAUUUAUAGCUACAUGUGUUUUCUUUGACACAGAUAGUAGGAAUACAAUAUCCAGUUUUCUAUGGGUUUUUUUAAAUCACAUGUUAGAACAAAGUGACUCAUGAAUAACUGAAAUUAGCUUUUUCAUCCAGUUAGUCUUUUUUUUUAACAUUUACAUUAUUUUUAAGUUCGAUAUAUAGGCUUGAAGUCUUACUCUAUUCUUUUUUUAAUACUUUAUUUUAUAACUAAGCUAACAAGAAGGAAUAACUUGGUUUGACCUUGAUUCCUUUUUUUCCUGUCAUUUCGACGUAGGUGCCACGUUAUUUAAAGUAAUUACUGAUUUAUUUAAAGUUUUGUUCAGAUCACAGUGAUUGACUUCAAUCGGAAUUUUGUCAAGAAGGGAGGAAAUAGAAAAAACACAUAAUUUCCAAAAGAUAAGGGCAAAAGAUCACCAGUCUUGAUAAGCAAAAUAAAUGAAGGCCUACAUGUUCCUCCAGUUCCCAAUAACAUUUGAGACACUCUCCUGACCCCAAAGGAAAUUUGAGCGAUUUUGCAAUUACUUUUUUUUUAAUGCCUAAAUUUAUUCUACACUUUUUUUAAACUGUGAGUAAACAGUGACUGAAUAUUUCAAUAUUGAACACUUGUAAUUUUCAAUUUUGCAACACAUCCUAUUUUCAUCUAAAGUGUGUUCUGCGUUUUGUAGGAGUGAAAUGAUUAAUCAUUAGUUGUUUUUUUUUUGUAAAAGACUCACAAUGUAAAUGACUCGAACGUAGACGUAUUUUCUAUAUGCGGAUAUGAUACAUGUAGAUAAACACUAGGUGUAUUAUGUAAAAGAUAAUUUGUUGAAGGUUGUCGUGAAAUUGAAAAUGAUUACGUAAAUGAAUAUUUUAGCAAAAUUUUCGAUGGAACAUUUUCAUAAGACACGAUUGCUACUAACGUUCAAAUCUUAUGCACACUAUUCGGAUGGCACUAUGUUUAUAUGGGUUUUAUCUUAUCAGAGCUAGUUUUUAUUUCAGAUGCGAAAGGUCCGAUCGUAAAGAAAAAUCAACGGUGUUUAGACACGCGAAGGGUGUCGCUAUUUUUUUUAUACCAAUGAAAUUCAUAUUUUUUUAAUAUUAUAUUUCAAUUUUGAGUAUUUACCCCCACAAAAUGAAGAACAUUGUAUUUUGAUGUCAAAUCUUACAAAAAAGAAGAAGAAAAACUCGUUGGAAAACAACGUUUAUUUUUUCGGAAAAUGUGAAUCUUGAAUUAAUACCUUUUAAACCCUCACCAAACAAAGGUUGAAGGGGGUAUAUGGGAAUCAGUCUACGAUCGGGCGGUCGUUCGGCCCGUUGCACAUCUUAGCAUCGAAGUUCUUCCUCAAUUUUGACAAAUUUUCAUGAAAUUCGGAACAUAGGCCUACAUUGGUCUUAGGGUAAAGGUGUGCAAGGCACAUUUUUGUGUGUGUCAGAAAUCGUGUUGCUAUGGUAACGAAAUAUUAUAUGGCGAAAAUGAGGUUAAAAACAUUGCGAUUCGAACUGGUUCAUCAGUUUCCAACCAAUUCUCAUGAAAUUUGGCGCUUUCUUUGGUCUUGAGGUGAAGAUGUGCAAAAUGAAUUGUGUGUCAGAAAUCGUGUUGCCAUGGUAACAACAUAUUAUAUGGCGAAAAUUAGGUAAAAACAUUAUUCGAACUAUACGUUACCAUUUUUUCAACCAACGAUCAUGAAAUUUGGCUCACACAUUGGUCUUGAGGUAAAGAUGUGCCACACACAUUUUUUUGCAUUUGUCAGAAAUUGUGUUGCCUUAGUAACCACAUAUUAUAGACAAAAAUACCGGAAAAGUUGUGGAUUAAACUACUUCCCAUUUUUUAGCCAGUGCUCAUGAAAGUUAGCACAAAUAUUUCAUCUUUGGGUAAAGGCAUUCAAGAGUUUUUUUCAUAUGUAUUCAAACCUGCACAUCCAUGGUAACGCCAUGGGACAGGGGCAUUAAUCGCCUUCAGUGAUAUUUCUAGUUGAGUUUUCUUUUCUUCUUGUUUAUGACAGAGUUUGUUCUAGAGUUUAUAUUUGACAAAUAAUAAAUGAGAAAGCAUCGCAUUUUUAGUAUGAAACCA